Molecule: messenger RNA, 858 nt
Organism: Funneliformis caledonium
Lineage: Eukaryota; Fungi; Glomeromycota; Glomeromycetes; Glomerales; Glomeraceae
Source: the annotation of a GenBank genome assembly
CCCUUUCAAAUUACAACAACCCCAAAAAGAUGUUCUGUAUCUCGCUGUAGCGAUGAAAGAAGGUACUGCAGGUGCAGUUCUGAACGCUGGGACUAUCGUAAUUCAGAACGUCAAAACCGCCGAACAUAUAAACAUAGCCGAAGUCCUCCAUAUCGACAUAAUCGCUCAAGUUUAGAUCGUUUUAGCCAAAGUCCUCUAUAUCAACAUAAUCGCUCAAGUUUGGAUCGUUUUAGCCAAAGUCCUAGCUCACAUCGCAGCCGAAGUUUGAAAUACCGUGGUAGAAGUUCUUGUAGAAGUUCUGGUAAAAGUUCAGAACAAAAUGAACUCGCAUCAAUUCGAAAUACCCUCGACUAUCUAGUCAAGGAAGUUAAAAAUUUAAAAGCCAAUUCGCAGUUCUCUAGAUCCUCCCAAUCCUCGCUAAGAGCCGCUUCGGUAACACCGGUACCAUCUGGUGGUUAUGAUUCAAGACGUAUUCCACUCGAGAAAAUGAAUAACGAACAAUUCAAGAAUUUUAGGGAUGAAGUCGUACAAAUUCUCAGCGGGUUUGAUAAUUCUCUAUCGAUUGACCAUACGCAAAAAUGGAAUGAUAUUUGUGAUCAUGUUUUUAAAGAAAUUAUGCCAGCGGUCAAUCAAGCCCUAACCGUCUCUUUGCGACCCCAAAGUUUACCAGAGGAGACCUUCAAAGAAGAUAUUGCAGAAAUUAUUGAUAACUUCCACUAUCAUUCUGAUGAAGUAUCAGAGACUGACAUUGAGAAAGCACGAGAGAAAAUUAGAGAAAACAUCAGGCCAAAAAAUAAGGCUGAAUCGAAAAACUUUCAUGUAAUACGAGUAUACGAUAAACCCUGGAGAUCUAGAAGG